UGGCAGCUGUAGAGUAGUAUUCAGUCGUCUGCAAUAAUCUUCCAGCUACUCCCAAGAUACGGAACGGACCACGCUAUGUUGCGCAAAUGCAUGGUUUCAGCGACGUUCCGUCCGUCGUUUAGAAGCACGAAUAUAGUUCAUGCAAGGCAUAUAACAACAAAGCAAUCGCUCCCGUCGACUAGAUACUCUAGGACAGUUAUUACAAGAUAUUGUUUUAUUAAUGUAGAACCUAAACAAUCAUUCUAUUGUACUUUUCAAAAUAGAAUAAUAUGUGGUAUGCCAAUGAACAAGGUUAGGCACGCGCAACGGGCAUCCUUUUACACAGUGAAGGGACUUGCAACGCCCUAUCCCAGCCCGACUGACAAUAGUAGGAAAGAAAUACAUACAUAUGAUCAAGCUCAGCGGAUAACACCAGAUACCAAUAGGUCAGAAUUUGAUACUAAUGUGAAUUCCUCGAAUAACAAUCCUAUUUUGGGACAGGGAACUGUGUUCCAGGAAGGUGAACUCGUAGUGUUGACCGAAAAGAAUGCGAAAGUCCAGCGCACACGCGGUAAAAUUCACUCUAUUAUGGUGCAACUAUUGCCAAAGAAGACAUUCCGGUCACACGCCGGACAUAUACUUUUAUCUCAUAUAAUAAAUCUACGAGUAGGUAAGACAUAAAA
Molecule: messenger RNA, 662 nt
Organism: Sphaeroforma arctica JP610
Lineage: Eukaryota; Ichthyosporea; Ichthyophonida
Exons: 1
Coding region: 76-660 (194 amino acids)
Source: RefSeq, a predicted model, not a curated record